CCCAUAACUGCCAGCGCCUAAGCCCCACACGCACACCCCUCGGAUCACCUACUGUCCGGGAGCACCACCUCCAGGACCCCCGUGCCCACCUGUAUCUCUGGCCAUGAGCAGCCCCACAGCUUACCCUGGAAUCAGGAUCUCGGGGUGCUGGGCCCUUGGAGCAGAAGGCAGCAAUGCAGAGUCCUUGGACAGACUCCUGCCACCCGUGGGCACUGGGCGCUCGCCCCGGAAGCGGACCACCAGCCAGUGCAAGUCCGAGCCACCACUGCUGCGCACAAGCAAGCGCACCAUCUACACAGCAGGCCGGCCACCCUGGUACAAUGAGCAUGGAACUCAGUCCAAAGAGGCCUUUGUCAUCGGCCUGGGAGGUGGCAGUGCCUCUGGGAAGACCACCGUGGCCAGGAUGAUCAUCGAGGCCCUGGACGUGCCCUGGGUGGUCCUGUUGUCAAUGGACUCCUUCUAUAAGGUGCUGACCAAGCAGCAGCAGGAGCAGGCCGCCCACAACAACUUCAACUUCGACCACCCGGACGCCUUCGACUUCGACCUCAUCGUUUCCACCCUCAAGAAACUGAAGCAGGGCAAGAGUGUCAAGGUGCCCAUCUACGACUUUACCACCCACAGCCGGAAGAAGGACUGGAAAACACUCUACGGUGCCAACGUCAUCAUCUUUGAGGGCAUCAUGGCUUUUGCCGACAAGACACUUCUGGAGCUCCUGGACAUGAAGAUCUUCGUGGACACGGACUCUGACAUCCGCCUGGUGCGGCGGCUGCGCAGGGACAUCAGCGAGCGAGGCCGGGACAUUGAGGGUGUCAUCAAGCAGUAUAAUAAGUUUGUGAAGCCCGCCUUUGACCAGCACAUCCAGCCUACCAUGCGCCUGGCGGACAUCGUGGUGCCCAGAGGGAGCGGGAACACAGUGGCCAUCGACCUGAUCGUGCAGCAUGUACACAGCCAGCUGGAGGAGCGUGAACUCAGCGUCAGGGCCGCGCUGGCCUCUGCGCACCAGUGCCACCCCCUGCCGCGGACGCUAAGUGUUCUCAAGAGCACUCCGCAGGUGCGGGGCAUGCACACCAUCAUCAGGGACAAGGAGACCAGCCGGGACGAGUUCAUCUUCUACUCCAAGAGGCUGAUGCGGCUGCUCAUCGAACACGCGCUCUCCUUCCUGCCCUUCCAGGACUGCGUCGUGCAGACCCCUCAGGGCCGAGACUACACGGGCAAGUGCUAUGCGGGCAAGCAGAUCACCGGCGUGUCCAUCCUGCGCGCCGGAGAGACCAUGGAGCCCGCGCUGCGCGCCGUGUGCAAGGACGUGCGCAUUGGCACCAUCCUCAUCCAGACCAAUCAGCUCACGGGCGAGCCCGAGCUCCACUACCUGCGGCUGCCCAAGGACAUCAGUGACGACCACGUGAUCCUGAUGGACUGCACGGUGUCCACAGGCGCAGCGGCGAUGAUGGCCGUUCGCGUGUUGCUGGACCACGAUGUGCCCGAGGACAAGAUCUUCCUGCUGUCGCUGCUCAUGGCAGAGAUGGGUGUGCAUUCGGUGGCCUACGCGUUCCCGCGCGUGCGGAUCAUCACCACGGCCGUAGACAAGCGCGUCAACCAGCUCUUCCGCAUCAUCCCGGGCAUCGGGAACUUUGGCGACCGCUACUUUGGGACCGAUGCGGCCCCCGAUGGCAGCGACGAGGAAGAAGCGGCCUCCAUGGGGUAGCGGCCAGACGGAGAUGCCCUGUCCCCUCCCAACGCCUGACCUGGCCCGGCAUGGCAGAGUACAAAGUCUCCGAUUUAAUUAAAACUUAAUUAAAAAUGUUACCAAUGUAUUUAUUCUACAUACUUCAUAAAAUAAACCUUUAGAAAAACGAA
Molecule: messenger RNA, 1854 nt
Organism: Galeopterus variegatus (Sunda flying lemur)
Lineage: Eukaryota; Metazoa; Chordata; Mammalia; Dermoptera; Cynocephalidae
Gene: UCKL1
Product: uridine-cytidine kinase 1-like 1
Exons: 15
Coding region: 104-1702 (532 amino acids)
Cellular component (GO): cytoplasm
Molecular function (GO): kinase activity; ATP binding
Source: RefSeq, a predicted model, not a curated record